AUGGCCUCAAUCUUCGACCUUGGGUUCUGGACCAUUGCGAGUAUCAUCGUCGGCCUCCUGGUACUACUUCCUUCAAUCAUGGGUCUCUUCGGCGGCAAUAAGUUCGAUGUCAAGGGCAAAACAGUCCUCAUCACCGGCGCCUCGGAGGGUAUGGGCAGGAGCGCCGCCGUGCAGCUCGCGCAAAAGGGGGCCAAUGUGAUCAUCGUUUCCCGCAAUGUGGGCAAGCUGGAGCAGGCAUUGGCUGCAGUAAAGGCCUCAGCAGCAAGCCCAUCUACCCAACGAUUUCACUACAUCAGCGCAGACCUAGCCGAAGAAGAGGCAGCCGAUCGCGUCAUCGCUGAGGCGAUUGUCUGGAACAAGGGCGAGGCUCCAGACGUCGUGUGGUGCGUGGCCGGCGGUUCACACCCGAGCCUCUUUCUCGAUACCCCAAAGUCCGUUAUGCGACAGCAGAUGAAUCUCAACUACUGGUCAUGCUCGGAUAUGGCACACGCGAUACUGCGUCAGUGGUUGGCGCUAGAUAAAGUGGGCAGGUCCGGAACCAAACAUCUGGUGUUCACGAGCUCGGUGCUGGGCCUGUUUACGGUCGUUGGGUAUUCACCGUAUAGUCCCGGAAAGGCUGCGGUCAAGAGUUUAAGCGAUACACUGGCACAUGAACUGCUGCUGUAUGGGGACAGCGUCAAGAUCCAUACUGUCUUUCCUGGCACAAUCGAUAGUCCAGGACUGCAGAACGAGAACAAGACGAAGCCGAAGAUUACGCAGAUUAUGGAAGAGGGUGAUCCGGUACAGACGCCUGAUGAGGUUGCCGCGAAGUCUAUCAAGGGCCUGGAGAACGGGGAGUAUUUGAUUGUGGUAGGAUUUCUGGGCCAGGCCAUGAGGGCUUGUUCGUGGGCUGGAGCCGCGAGGAAUAAUUGGCUGUGGGACACGCUGCUGACCUGGGUAGUGGCUCCUAUCAUGUUCUUCAUCAAGAUGGAUUUGGAUGGGAAGGUUCGGUCAUAUGGGAAGAAGCAUGGUCACCCGAGCACAUACUCAAAGACGGCAUGA
Messenger RNA from Drepanopeziza brunnea f. sp. 'multigermtubi' MB_m1, 1041 nucleotides. RefSeq lists its product as uncharacterized. Gene Ontology annotation, biological process: sphingolipid biosynthetic process. Gene Ontology annotation, molecular function: 3-dehydrosphinganine reductase activity. Gene Ontology annotation, cellular component: endoplasmic reticulum membrane. Lineage: Eukaryota; Fungi; Ascomycota; Leotiomycetes; Helotiales; Drepanopezizaceae. The record is from RefSeq and is a predicted model, not a curated record.